This is a messenger RNA of Centruroides sculpturatus (bark scorpion), 1537 nucleotides long. RefSeq lists its product as uncharacterized. The record is from RefSeq and is a predicted model, not a curated record. NCBI's taxonomy places the organism in Eukaryota, Metazoa, Arthropoda, Arachnida, Scorpiones, Buthidae. The transcript has a single exon. Bases 23 to 1432 code for a protein of 469 amino acids.
CCGACAUAAACACCCUAAAGAUAUGACUAGAACUUUAUUCUAUGUUAUUGAUCCAGCGCAUAUAAUGAAAUGUAUAUGGCAUAACUGGUUGAAGCAAAGAGAGCAGACCUCCAUGGUUUAUCCGACAUUUGAGGAAAAUGAUAAUGUCAUUCAUUAUGCUUGUUUUGAUACUUUAUUAAAAAUGUAUGAUCUCAAACAUGAUAAAUUAGCAAAGUAUUGCCAUGGUCUUUCAUUAAAGGCUUUGCAUCCCAAUGCUUUUGAAAAACAAAAUGUGAAACUGGUAUUGCAAAUUUUCAAUGAUCUCACUUCAGAGUCUCUUCUAACUCUAGGCCCUAAUCAUUUGCUUCCUCACUAUAGAGAAACAGCUGUUUACAUCAACAUCUUCGUAAAAUGGUGGAAAAUUGUUAAUGUUAAAACACCUGGCAAAGGAAAUAGGUUAAAUGAUGAUUUCAUGUGUCCCAUAACAGAUUAUGCAGACGACAUCAAAAUUGUAUAUCUUAAAGAAAUGUUACAAUGGCUAGAAAAAUGGAAGAAAAUGAAUAUAAGUUAUCCAAAAGGCUCAUUGACGAAAGAAACCCAUUUGGCUCUAACACAAACUACAGAAGCACUUAUACAUUUGUCCAAAUAUUGUUUAAGUGAGAUGAAUUGUUCAUACUUUUUACCUGGCAAGUUUCAAACUGACCUCCUAGAAGAUCGGUUUGGACAGUACAGACAAUUAAGUGGUGGCCAAUAUAAUAUCAGUAUUAGACAAGUGUAUGAAGUUGAGAAGAAACUUCGUUUACAAUCCGUGAUCAGAUUAAACUUAAAGUCAGAUGUUUUUGGUGCAAUAAGCUUCAGUGAAAUAAAAGAUGUCUUCUCCGAGCCUCCACAAAUUCUCAAGGACAUAGUGGUACCUCCCUUAUUUAAUGAAAUUUAUGUAACUUUGGCAGAAAUUGAAAAUUACAAUGAAGAUUUGCCUAUUUUGACAUACAUUGCAGGGUACUGUUGCUAUUCCGUACUGAAAAAGUUAAAAUGUGAAUUUUGUAAAGAUAUGUUGGUGUUAAGCGAGGUUUUGGAAGAUGAAGAAUUGUAUUCCUUAAUAACAAAUGUUAGUCGAGGUAAACUCCUCUUUCCUCAGUCUCAUGUCAUCAGUGUUGUUGUUGUUACAUAUUUAAUUAUGAAAAAAAUUUGUGAAAAAUUUGAAUCAGAUUUUCUCAAAGUACAGAACCAGAGAGAGUUAGUUACAUGUCUCACUUUAAAUUCAAUUGUCUCCAGUGAAUUACUUUGGGAAGGAUCCUGUUGUGAAAAUUUUCAUUUUCCUGAAGAUAUUUGUAAGAAAAUAGUAUGGAUUUCAACAAACAUCUUUUUAAAUAAUUACUGUAGAAAGAAAAAUCAGACCAUUACCAAAGAUGCAGUACCUAGGAAGAAAAAGAUUUUUAGUAAAUCCAAUUAAAGUUAGUAAAAUAAAAGCAUUCUAUCAAAUAAUGCUGUGGCUGUAUGUUGGUGACUGUUGAGUAACUGCUCGAUUUAUGGUUAUGUGAACGAAAAUUCUAAAAAA